GAUCCCAUACUGAGUAAGGUGUUACGACCCCAUCAGCGAGAGGGUGUCAAGUUUCUAUGGGACUGUGUUACUGGAAGAAGAAUAGAGGGCAGUUUUGGAUGCAUCAUGGCUGAUGAAAUGGGCUUGGGGAAAACAUUGCAGUGUGUGACGCUGAUGUGGACCUUAUUACGGCAGAGUCCAGAUUGUAAACCUGAAAUAGACAAAGUAAUAGUUGUAGCACCUUCUAGUCUGGUUAAGAAUUGGUACAAUGAGAUCCGUAAGUGGCUCGGAGGGAAGGUUAACCCCUUGGCCAUCGACUCUGGUACUAAGAAAGAGAUUGAUAGGAACUUGGAUUCCUUCAUGAGGCAGCAGGGUCGACGGACACCCACCCCCAUUCUGAUCAUCUCCUACGAGACGUUCAGGUUACAUGCUGAGGUCCUACACAAGGGGGAGGUGGGACUGGUUAUUUGUGAUGAGGGUCAUCGCUUGAAGAACUGUGAGAACCAGACCUACCAGGCUCUGAAUGGUCUUCCAGGGAAGAGGCGGGUACUGCUGUCAGGGACACCCAUCCAAAAUGAUCUUCUAGAGUACUUCAGUCUCGUUCACUAUGUCAACCAAGGCAUUCUAGGCACCGCCCAGGAGUUUAAGAAGAACUUUGAGAGCCCCAUCCUACGAGGAAGGGAUUCUUGUGCAUCAGACAAGGAGAAGCAGAGGGGACAGGAGAAACUGCAGCAGCUUGCCAUAUUAGUGAACAAGUGCAUUAUCAGAAGGACAGCUUCUCUGCUAGCUAAAUAUCUGCCUGUGAAAGUGGAGCAGGUGGUAUGCUGUAGACUUACCUCCAUGCAGUCCUGUAUUUAUCAGCAGUAUGUGAAGGCCAUGAUGAAAGAAUGCCGGAUGAAGACUCAGGGCAAAGUCUCUACGCUCUCUGCUAUCACCCACCUCAAGAAACUCUGCAAUCAUCCUGCUCUUGUGUAUGACAAGUGUGUUUCUUCCAAAGAUGGCUUCCAUGAUAUGCUUCAGAACUUUCCUCCUGGCUACAACAACAAACAACUCAGACCAGAGCUUUCCGGGAAGAUGCAGGUGCUGGACUACAUCCUUGCCAUCACCAAGACAUCCUCAUCAGACAAGGUGGUCUUGGUAUCUAACUACACUCAAACCCUAGAUGUCUUUGAGCAGCUCUGUAGGUUGAGAGGAUAUCUGUUUGUCCGUCUAGAUGGAUCUAUGUCCAUCAAAAAGAGAGCCAAAGUGGUGGACAGCUUCAACAAUCCAAAUAGUCCUGAGUUCAUCUUCAUGUUGAGUAGCAAGGCCGGUGGGUGUGGUCUGAAUCUGAUCGGAGCCAAUCGUCUGGUCAUGUUUGAUCCUGACUGGAAUCCGGCCAACGAUGACCAGGCCAUGGCCAGGGUGUGGCGAGACGGGCAGAAGAAACGGUGCUUCAUCUACAGGCUUCUAGCGACGGGAACGAUUGAAGAGAAGAUCUUCCAGCGACAGGCUCACAAGAAGGCCCUCUCUAGUUGCGUAGUGGACAAUGAGGAGGAUGUGGAGAGGCAUUUCUCCGUGGAUGAACUCAAGGAUCUCUUUCGGUUCAAGGAGGGCACACUCAGUGACACCCAUGACAAGUUCAAGUGCAAUAGAUGUAUAAACAACAUCCAAGUUCGGCUUCCUCCCAAUGACUCAGAUUGCAACAGUGACCUAUCCCAGUGGAACCACUGUGCAGACAAACGUGGCAUCGAGGACCAGGUCCUGAAAGGGGUCUGGGACACCAAGAAUGUGUCUUUCGUCUUCCAUCACAAGUCACAUGAACAGAUUAGGACAGUCUGAGAACUGUACAAGACAGUGUAAAGGUCUGGGGCUAGAUUUUUUAAAGAAACAUUUAGUCUAGAUUUAUGAGGACCAGAUAAUGAAAGGGGUCUGGGCUACCAAGAAUGUGUCUUAGGACAGUCUGAGAACUGUACAUGACAGUGUGAAGGUCUAGGGCUAGAAUGUUUAAAGAAACGUUUAGUCUAGAUUUGUGAGGACCAGAUCCUGAAAGGGUCUGGGCCUCCCAGAAUAUGUCUUUCGUUUGCCAUCACAAGUCACAUAAAUAGAUUAGGACAAUCUGAGAACUGUACAAGACAGUGUAAAGGUCUGGGCCGAGAAUGUUUAAAGAAACAUUUAGUCUAGAUUAUGAGGACCAGAUAAUGACAGGGGCCUGGGUCAUGAGGAAUGUGUUUUUUGUUCUCUAUCACAAGUCUCAUGAACAGAUUAGAACAGUCUGAUAAGUUCUAGAUCUAGCAAGAUUCUUUUCAUAAAACAUGAAGCAUUUCCUUAUUAGGAUCAUGUCAUUCUUC
Messenger RNA from Strongylocentrotus purpuratus (purple sea urchin), 2306 nucleotides. Its product is annotated as DNA repair and recombination protein RAD54-like. Gene Ontology annotation, biological process: reciprocal meiotic recombination; double-strand break repair via synthesis-dependent strand annealing. The transcript is spliced from 17 exons. Lineage: Eukaryota; Metazoa; Echinodermata; Echinoidea; Camarodonta; Strongylocentrotidae. Gene Ontology annotation, cellular component: nucleus. The record is from RefSeq and is a predicted model, not a curated record. The coding region runs from base 106 to 1797 and encodes 563 amino acids. Gene Ontology annotation, molecular function: DNA translocase activity; ATP-dependent chromatin remodeler activity; ATP binding.